Molecule: messenger RNA, 1073 nt
Organism: Prorocentrum cordatum
Lineage: Eukaryota; Dinophyceae; Prorocentrales; Prorocentraceae
Source: the annotation of a GenBank genome assembly
CGCUGCUCAGCGAGAUGUGGAAAGCGACAAUGGGUCCCAACUUUAUCUCAGCUACAACGCUGGAGUCAGCGCGUGUGAGAAGGGCCAGCAGUGGAACCAGGCUUUGGCGCUGCUCAGCGAGAUGUGGGAGGUGAAGCUGAAACCCAGCGUCAUCAGCUACAACGCUGGGAUCAGCGCGUGUGAGAAGGGCCAGCAGUGGCACUGGGCUGUGGUGCUGCUCACCCAGAUGCGGGAGGCGAAGCUGGAGCCCGACGUCAUCAGCUACAGCGCUGGGAUUAGCGCGUGUGGGAAGGGCGAGCAGUGGAACCAGGCUUUGGCGCUGCUCAGCGAGAUGUGGGAGGUGAAGCUGAAACCCAGCGUCAUCAGCUACAACGCUGGGAUCAGCGCGUGUGAGAAGGGCCAGCAGUGGCACUGGGCUGUGGUGCUGCUCACCCAGAUGCGGGAGGCGAAGCUGGAGCCCGACGUCAUCAGCUACAGCGCUGGGAUUAGCGCGUGUGGGAAGGGCGAGCAGUGGAACCAGGCUUUGGCGCUGCUCAGCGAGAUGUGGGAGGUGAAGCUGAAACCCAGCGUCAUCAGCUACAACGCUGGGAUCAGCGCGUGUGAGAAGGGCCAGCAGUGGCACUGGGCUGUGGUGCUGCUCACCCAGAUGCGGGAGGCGAAGCUGGAGCCCGACGUCAUCAUUAGCUACAGCGCUGGGAUCAGCGCGUGUGCGAAGGGGAAGCAUUGGCACGUGGCGUUGGCGCUGUUCAGCGAGAUGUUGGAGGCGAAGCUGGAGCCCAACGUCAUCAGCUACAACACUGCUAUUAGCUCGUUUGAGAAGGGCGAUCAGUGGCACUGGGCUUUGGUGCUGCUCAGCGAGAUUUGGGAGGCAAGGCUGGAGCCCGACGUCAUUAGUUACAACGCUGGGAUCAGUGCGUGCGAGAAGGGCAAGCAAUGGUACCGGGCUUUGGUGUUGCUUAGCCAGAUGUGAGCGGUGCAUGUCGUCAACAGUAGUCCCCGGGUCGGCCCCAGUCAUCUACACUACAACGCAGACGGCGCCGCUUGCGGGAAGGGCGGGGUACCCCAUGACCCAA